This is a messenger RNA of Liolophura sinensis, 6671 nucleotides long. Its product is annotated as nipped-B-like protein B. Gene Ontology annotation, cellular component: Scc2-Scc4 cohesin loading complex. The record is from RefSeq and is a predicted model, not a curated record. Lineage: Eukaryota; Metazoa; Mollusca; Polyplacophora; Chitonida; Chitonidae. Gene Ontology annotation, biological process: establishment of protein localization to chromatin; replication-born double-strand break repair via sister chromatid exchange; chromatin looping. Gene Ontology annotation, molecular function: chromatin binding; cohesin loader activity.
UUGGCGCGGGUAUUGUCGUGAAGUCGCAAUGAUGGGAAUUUAUUUUUGCCCUGGAGAUUAGCGUAUGAUUGGAAUGUUAACUGUUAAUCAUGUAGAUCAUCAAUUCGUCUUCUCUUCCAGGAGAUUUUUACAUCUAAAGGGGGCCAACAGGAACGAAUAGACAACUGCAUCACAUUCAGAUUUGGUUCUCUGUCUCAAGUGGUCAAGGUGACAGCUGUCGUGAAGCCCUCUGGGCUGAUCCUGUACUGGACUGGUAAUUCUGACAUGCCAAAAUGAACGGGGAGAUUCCCAAUGUCCCCAUCACCACACUGGCAGGGGUGGCCAGUCUCACUGAUAUGUUACCAGAACUUCCUCUCCCAACACCUUUACCAGUAACGAUGCACAACAAGAGUUUGCUUUUCCAUCCGAAGAUUGCAGAUGAUGCAAGAGAAAUUUUGGGAACACAGGAUGAAAAUCUCAUUACACAGCUUGUCCACUCCUUACGACAAACCACAACAGACCAUAUUGAACUUAAAGACACACUUGCUGGAGAUUCAAUAGAGGGGGAAAUCCCGGAGUUGCUGAGUGGUAUCCUGAGGCGGGAUCCCAAUGUAUUCAAGGGCAAAAAGAAUUAUGAAGCUAUGCCCAGCCCUAGAGGAAUGGCAUCUGCUCAAGGGUCUGCUCAUCCACAACAACAAAUGUCUCCCUUCCAUGCUAGUCCAUAUUCCCCAUAUCAGCAGAACAACACAUCCCCGAGAUGCCCCCCUCAAACCAGUCCUGGAUGGCACCCACCUCGACAAAAUAGCCCAUAUGCCCAACAUGGAAGUCCCCACUAUCAGUCAAACACUAAUGCUUCCUCAUCUAGCCGGUACCAGCAACAAUUUAAGAAUUUUGCCUCAUCAAGUCAACAAAACUCAGUACCAGAGAUUUUGCCCACCCCUGCUAUGAAUGGGGAGCACUUCCCAGUGGCGACCUCUACACAGAGAGAAUCUACUGCAGCCAAAGGGAGCGUUUCUAAACUGAAUUGUCAACCAGUUGUGGUGUUGUCACCGGUGCAAGCCACAUCUGCUGAACAUGUGCAGUCGAAUAUGCAUUCCAUUGGGUCCAUGAGCUCCACCUCUGUACACAGGCCAGCAGCCACACCCUCCACUAGUAAGAGACCCUCCCCACCCCCACAGAGGAGGCGAUCGUCCCUUAAGGAACCUGUGGUACUCCUCCAGCCACUUGAUGCCCAGACAAUUCAGCAUCUCACUUCACCAAAACAUAGAGUGUUGGCUGCCAGAAAGAGAAAGAAAGAGAAGAAGAACAAGAGACAGCAGCAGCAGCAGUGUCUCAGUAUGGAAGAACUUCUGGAGGGUGCCACAUUCAAGAAGUUCAGCACUGCAAUAGAGAAUGUGUUUGAUUCUGUGGAAGAAGUGGACAUUGGCAGUUUUGACAUGAAUGACGAAGAAACAGUGACACCUGCUGAAAUACUAAUUGCCAAAGUUACCAUGGGGGACAUUUGCUCAGAGGCAGCAAAGCUGAAAUCCCAGGGUGUGCUAAACCAGAUUCCUGGUGAAAAGCUUGUUAAGUUAUUGACAAUUUUACAGUGGAACAUCAAAGAUGGAGCCAGACUCCUGCCAAAUAUAAACCAGGAUGAUGAUGAUGAGUCCGAGUUGUGGCGUGAGAUCACGAUGGACCGUGUGAUGCGAAGUGUAGAGGCAGGACUCACAGCCAUUUGUGUCAUGAUCGCUCCUGACAUGCCUAAACAAGUUUUCCUUGAGGAUGUCAUGGAGAGGACCAUCAUGCUAGCCAAAUUCCAGUUACACAAUACUGUGUAUCCAGAGUUUGACCCGGUCUACAGGAUAGACCCAUCGGCCAGAGAAUACAGUGGGAACUUCAAGUUAAAGAGAGCUCGAGCAGGGCAGGUCAAGAAUAAACAUACUUUGUUGUUGUACAACAAAAUGACUGAAAUCAUUGGCUAUUUUGCAGAGCUGAUCGAAAUACAAGAAUUGACUGACACUGUCAUUUUGCAGUUAUCAUCGUUAGGAGUUUCCACAUUUUUUGUGGAAAAUAUCAGUGAGUUGCAGUUGAAUGCAAUGAAGCUUGUUACUUGUAUCUUUGCAAAGUACGAUAAACACAGACAGUUGAUUUUGGAGGAUAUAUUUGCUUCACUGGCCAGACUGCCAUCAAGUAAACGAAACUUGAGAAAUUACAGACUGAAUGCUGAUGACUCUAUACAAAUGGUGACAGCACUGGCUCUCCAGUUAAUCCAGUGUGUGGUGAAAUUACCAACAAUUUCUGAGGAAGAGUCUGCACGUCCUUCAAGCCCUGAUAUCAGUAAACAGACUGACAAUGAUGUUGUGAUAGUUACCUCCUAUGAAACAUCCAUGCGAACAGGCUACAAUUUCCUUUCGGUGUUUCUCAAGAAGUGUACUGUCAAGGGAGAAGAAGAUUACAGGCCAUUGUUUGAGAAUUUUGUUCAGGAUCUGUUGUCUACGGUGAACAAACCCGAGUGGCCUGCUUCAGAGCUGCUGCUUAGUUUACUCGGCAGGAUUCUCGUGAAGCAGUUCAGUAACAAGUCUGUAGAUAUGUCUCUAAGGACAGCCUCGCUGGAGUAUCUGGGCAUUGUGGCUGCCAGACUGAGGAAGGACGCAGUAUCUAGUCAUCUGGACCAAGAGAUGAUUGAUGACAUUGUAGAUAAGAUAAAUGAUGAAGAUCGGGACUCAGAUGAUGAAAAGAAAGGAAAACCGGAUAAAGGAGAUCAAACGCAGAGUUUGCAACAUUCUAUGCUUGAGUAUUUGGCUUACAAUGGGCAAAGUGAACCAGCCUAUUUGUUUGCUCGCCAGUUCUACAUUGCUCAGUGGUACCGCGACUCGACUGUAGAAGCCGAGAACCGAAUCAAGUCCCAGUCAGAUGCCCAGGCCAAUGAUGUUGAUUUUGAUGCUACGGAGGCUGAGCGUACUACAGAGGUGCUACAGAAUGCUGAAAGGAGGAAAGGCUUCCUAUCUACACAAAUGACCACAACAUAUAAACCAUUUUCUUCAUUCAAACCUUCUCCGAGUAAGCUGGACUACAAUGAUGCCUGCCUGGUGGCUCGCUACCUAUCGUCACAGAGACCCUUCGCCAAGAGCUUUGAUAUCUAUCUGACACAGAUCUUGAGGGUGCUAAGUGAGACUGCUGUGGCUGUGAGAACAAAGGCCAUGAAGUGUUUGACAGCAGUAGUAGAGGCAGACCCAAGCAUUCUAGCAAGGGAUGACAUGAAAAGAGGUGUGAACGGCAGGUUCCUGGAUCAUUCAACAUCAGUCCGAGAAGCGGCAGUAGAAUUGGUGGGCAAAUUUAUCCUCAUCCGUCCUGAACUCAUUCGUUACUAUGACAUGUUAUCAGAGAGAAUCCUGGACACAGGAAUUAGUGUAAGGAAAAGAGUGAUCAAAAUCUUCAGAGAAAUCUGUUUGGAUCAACCAGACUUCAGGAAGAUCCCUGAGAUGUGUGUGAAGAUGAUUAGGAGAGUGAACGAUGAAGAGGGAAUAAAGAAACUGGUCAAUGAAGUGUUUCAUACCAUGUGGUUUACUCCUGUACGAGGAAGAAGCAAAGAUGAGAGCAGUCUACUUCAAAAGGUUGUCAACAUAACAGAAGUGGUUGCAGCUUGUAAUAAAGACACUGGGCUUGAUUACUUUGAGCAGCUGUUGGACAAUCUUUUGAAGGGCACUGAAGAUGGGAAGGAGGGUAAAGAUGCUGCCGUCAGCAGGAAUGCCUUGACAGCCUGUAAACAGAUUGUUGACUGUCUGGUAGAAAAUGUACUGAGGAUAGAAGAGAAAACAGUUGAAUUAACAGAGGGGAAAGCCACCAGCAGCCAUAGGCUUGUAGCCUGUUUGUCAACAUUACACUUGUUUAGUAAAAUCAAACCUGAGCUGAUGGUCAACCAUGCCACAACGCUUCAACCUUACUUAGACAUCAAGUGUAGUUCCCAGGGGGAUUACCUGGUGUUACACUGUGUGGCCCGCAUCCUAGAGCUGGUUGUACCCCUGAUGGAUCACCCCAGUGAGUCUUUCCUUGCCACUCUGGAGGAGGACAUGAUGAAGCUGAUCCUCAAACACGGCAUGAUGGUGCUACAAAGCUGUGUCAGCUGUUUAGGUGCUGUGGUCAAUUGUGUGACUCACAACUACAAACUGGUCAAAGAUUGUUUCCAGAAAUUCUUUGGCUUUCUUUCUAAGGUGUUGGCUGAUCACAAGUCAGACCCAAACACACCUUCCCCACCUAAGAUGAAGCCAACUCUGUUGAGAUCUCUGUUUACUGUUGGAUUGCUCUGUAAACAUUUCGAUUUUGACUCAAAAGAAGUUGGAGAAACCAAGGUCUGUGUCCGAGAAAAAGUAUUUGAAGUGCUAACUUAUUUCUUGUCUCAUGAAGACGAAGCGGUUAAGCAUAAAGCCUUGAAUGGGUUAGGGUUAUUGUGUAUUAGACAUUAUGAAUUCAUGUUGGGAAAGACCUUGAAGACGUUGUAUGAUGAACUGCUCAUGAAUGUAGAUGCACCAAUCCUUCUCAAAAUUCAGGUUUUGAACAACUUACAAGCAUAUCUUGUGGAAGAAGAAGUAAGGAUGGCCAAAGCUGAUGCAGAAUGGAGGAAAGUGGCCAAAAAGGAAGACUUAAAAGAAAUGGGAGAUGUUCAGUCAGGAAUGGCCAGUACAAUCAUGCAGAUCUAUCUGAAGCAGACACUAGAGGCAUUCUUCCAUCCCGAUCCUCAGGUUCGAUUGGCAGCUCUCAAUGUGAUAAAUCUUAUUCUGAGGCAGGGGCUGGUGCAUCCAGUACAGUGUGUGCCAUACCUAGUGAGUAUGGGAACAGAUGUAGAAGCAACCAUUAGGAUUAAAGCUGAUCAACAGCUUCAGGAAAUUGAGAAGAAGUAUCCUGGCUUUAUCCAUAUGAAGGCCCUGGCUGGGAUGAAGAUGUCUUUCAGAUUACAGCGUUUGUUGUUUCCGGAUCUUUCCAAACCUAUCCGAGGAUUUCGAGAGGAGGACUCGUGCCUGAGUCUGAACGCUUACCUGUACACAGUGCUCAGGACCAAUCGCUCCCAAAGGAGGGGCUUCAUCCAAACACUCCUCAAUCUGUUUGACGACUCUGCGAAAGUGUCGCUGAAGGAGCUGAUCUAUGUUGUGGACAACCUGGCCUUCUUCCCUUACCUGACCCAGGACGAACCACUGUUUAUCAUCCACCAGAUAGAAGUCAUUGUGUCUGUGUCUGGCUCCAACCUCAUGCAGACUUUCAAAGAGAUUCUGUACCCUUCUAAAAAGGAGAAUGGUAACAGUGAGACAGUGGAUGAGGAAGGUCAGAGGGUACAGGGGAACUCUUCCUAUUUGCUGGAUGGUGAUGAGGACGAGGAUGAAGACAAAAUAUUAGCCAAUUUACCAGAAAACACCCAACCUCUCCAGGAAAUCCUGCAGAUAGCCCAGGGCUGUGUGUUGUUGCUUCUACUCAAACAACACCUGAAGGACUUGUAUGGAUUUACCGACAGCAAAAUUCACCGAUACUCUCCCACUGAAGGUGCCAAAGUAAACGAUAAACCAUUGACACGUAAAGUGAACAUUCGGUUUGAACCUGAGGCGGUGCUGGAGGUCCUCACUGCCAAGCCUGAGGAGGAAGAGGAGGAGGGUGAAGCUAAGGCCAGGCAGAAACUUGUACAAGAUUAUUUAGAGUUUAAGCAGUUAAUGUUGAGUAUAGACCCUCCCGAUGAAGACGAUGAAGAUGAGGAAAGCAGACUGAGCCCCACACCCAAGAAGUCUGCCCCUGCUGGGGGAGAUGCGCCUGAGGGACAGGUGGUUAAUGGGGACGGGACGCCAGAUAAACCUGGGCCAGACGGAGAGACAGUCACACCUGUGAUACAUACAUCACAUUCACGGACCCCAAAACACCAUCAUUUCAAAAGGAAAUCAACACCACGCAGCAUUCGCCCAUCAGCCUCCCGAUCAUCAUCACAAAAGAAAAAGCCGAAGAAGAAGCGUAGGCGUUACAGUGGCAGCGGGGAUGAAGACAGCGAUGAUUAUGAUGAAAGCACCUUCCGACAGCCAUUGAAGAAAAAGGCUAAGAAGCGACGGAGACGGUUGAGUGAUAGUGAAGACGAGAGUGAUGAUGACGACCCAGAUUUUGUUAUAUAGAUGUUUUGUAUGACCUGUUACUGUGUUAUGUAUAAUUUAUACAGCAAAAUAGGCUACUAAUUGAAAGCACAACAAGAUGAUAUUUAUAGUUUGUUGUCGUUUUAUGCAAUGUAAAUUUUUCACAUCACCUUCAGAGUUGUCCUGCCAGGCAUGAAGAUUCAUCUUGUAAUAUAAACAAUACCAUUCAUACCAUUUCAUCUUUCAUAAUUUUACCAAACAUUUUAAGAAAUUCAUCACUAAGUUUUUAAUUUAAACUCAGGAAAUGAUAAAAUUUCUUCAGAUUCAUCAGCAAAGAGUAAUUUCAUACUUGGUGAAAAAAAAUGAUUCGCAUGUUAAAAAAGUAUAACUUUUAGACUCUUUAUCAUACCUUUUUAUCGACAUCGCUUUAUUAUAAUUAGUUCAUUUGUUGUUGGCCUUUCCAUUUCAUUCACAAUGACGGAACAUGUUGCAUUAUAUUCUCCCCAUGCUGUUACAGAGUAAUUUAAUAUCCUUUGGAUAGCCCUGCUGGUCCUGAUCUGGCCCAGUCACUCAGCUGUGAGAAUAAACAUCAUUUUGCUGAUGCUACAA